This is a messenger RNA of Paramormyrops kingsleyae, 8044 nucleotides long. Its product is annotated as proline-rich protein 12-like. Lineage: Eukaryota; Metazoa; Chordata; Actinopteri; Osteoglossiformes; Mormyridae. The record is from RefSeq and is a predicted model, not a curated record.
CCCCUCCUCCCCCUGCAUCAUCCAUCUCCCCCUCCUCCUCCGCCACCCCUCCAUUUCUCUCCCCCUCUUCGCUGUUUCCCAUUCUUGAAGACUUGCUUGUGAAACGGGGAGAGAUAAACAGACAUUUAACAGAGGGGGGAAAAGGAUACAGGCACUGAUAGCGCGUUAGGAUCCAGAAAAUAUCCUCCUCCUCCCCCCCCUUUCCCCCUCGCUAUCGCUCCAUCUCCAUUCCUUGUUUUUCUUUAAUGGAUAGAAAUUAUCCUGGUGCAGGAUUCGGUGAUUUGGGCGCAGGAGCGGGAUGGAGUUACGAGAGGUCAGCGAAGGCGAGUGCUGUGGUGGGUGCAGAUUCUGGACCCCCAGUUACAGCCUGGUGUACGGAAGUACCAGGUCAUCCCACCCGGAUUCCGAGCUUCUCCAUCGCCAGGCCUACGCCACACCCCACCCCCUGCAGGGGUAUGCAACCAAUCACCACCCAGCCAGCUCUGGGCAGGGCGGGGCUUGGGGGCCAGCAGGGCGUGGUUUAGGGCUGUCAGGCCUGUUCGACGCCGGCCUGCAUCACGCCAGCCCCUCAGGCCCAGAUGCUUCCGUCAUGAACCUGAUCUCAGCCCUGGAGUCACGGGCUCCGCAGCCGCCUCCCUCCGCCUCCUCCCUACUCUCCCAGUUCCGCACACCUUCCUGGCAGACAGCCAUGCACACCCCCGCUCCCACUGAGCUCUUCAUCUCCGGUGCCCUCCCAGGCUCUGGCGGCUUUGCCUCUUCCUCUGCGCUCUCGGCGUACCAGCACCCAGCCUCCUUUUCGGGACGCUCCUUCCCCGGGGUGGCGCCCUCGCUCUCCCUCCAGGACACGCCCACCUUCAGCCCCACGUCCAAUGGCUUGCUGUCUCCCCAUGACCCUCUGCUGCACAUCAAGACGCCAUCCCAGUCUGGCCUCGGGUUCGAUCGCCUUUUGUCGUCACAGGGCGCAGCCUACAGAGGUGGGGGGCAGGACCCUACUGCACCACCUCCCCCAUCCCAGACCUCCUCUGCCCCCUCUGGCCGUCACCUGCCGCCACCCCAGUUCAACCUACUCUCCUCUCAGCUCCAAGACCAGUCCUCCCAGCUCUACAAUACCUCGGUCUUCUCGUCGGCCCCUGCCCCCCCCCAGCCACCCCCCCAGGAGCGGGCCCUGCCUCGGCAGGACAGUGUGAUCAAGCACUAUCAGCGCCCUCCCCCGUCGCAAUCCCAGCUGCCCCCAUCGGCGGCAGCCCACCCCCUGCAGCACUACCUCAGCUGCAGCGCCUCAGGCUACCAGCAGCUGGCACCCCACCGCCCUGGGGGGGGCCUGUCCUGCAGUCCACUGGGGGAGCAGAGCCCUUCCUCAGACCCCAAACCCUCGCCCCGGCAGGACCAAGGCUACCGGCCCAUCAUUCAGCCUCCCUACAGCUCUUCCUCUUCCUCCUCCUCAGCAGGUGGUGUGGGAAAGGGCACCAAGAGCUCCUCCAGCAGUGGCUAUUCCUCCUCCGGCUCGGGCUCCUCCUCCCGCACUCCCCACACACCUCCCUCUGCUUCCUCAGCAUCCUCUUCCUCAUCAUCUUCUUCCUCUGGCUCAAACCCUGCCUCUGGCCCCACCUCUGCCCCAUCUAGACAACAGGCUCCACCCCCGCCACAAGUCUCUGCAUCCACGGCUCCCCAGGCCCCACCCAAAGCCUGCCUGUCUGGCUAUGGAUCCCCAGUGCCGUCGCUCAAGGCAUCUCCAGCAGCGCUGUCCAGCCAGACACCCCCGCAGCCACAGGCGUACUCCCCCAGCCAGCCCCCUGGGCCGCACCUUGGCCCCCAACCCUAUGGGGGAUUCAGCUCCCCCCAGGCCCAGGACCUCAGUUCUGCAGGGGGGGGUGGCUCCAGCAAAGGGUACAGCACAGCGGCGGGAACAGUGGGCCGCCCGUUCUCAACGGAGGCCAUGUAUGGUGCUGACCCGGGCUACACCACCCUCCCGGCCGCACUAGGGGGAGCGGGCAGCCCAUCUCUUGGAUACGGCGGCCCCGGCCAUUCCCCGGCCAUCCUGGGGUCAGGAGGUGGCUCAGCGGGUGGGAACUCGGGGUCAGCAGGAAGCGGGGGCUCUGUGGGUGGGGGGAGCGGUGGCGGGAGCGCAGGGGGGGGUUCCUAUCAUCUGCCGGACUCCAGUCCCUCUCCCUCAAGUGGAUCUGGGAUGGCUCACCCUGGCAUGCACUCUCCUGCCCCUCCCCGUCCGGCCCAGUCCCCUGGCGGUGCCGGCAGCAAUAAGUACCUGUCCUCCGUCCUGUCCCCGGCCUUCCUCUCUUCCCCGCAGGCAUACCCUGACACCCGAGGGCCUCCACCUCCUUCGUACCACUCUGCCCCUGCCAAGACCAAGGCUGACGGGGACAUUCUGGGGCCAGAGCGGCCCCCAGACGAUGAUGACGACGACGACGACGAUGACUUCCUGAUCCAGCACCUGCUGCAGGCCCAGAGUCCAACGCCUCACUCAGCACAAGCCCCGCCUCAAGUCCCGCCCACAUCUCAAGCCCCGCCUCCACUGCCAGGCUCACAGAGCCAAGAUGGCAGCAAAGAACUGGCAUAUAAACUGAGCAAGAGCUCAGAAGAACGGUAUCACCUUCAGAGCGUGAUACGUACCAAUAGCGCCACCUCUGGUGCAGGGGCCUCAUCUGGUGGGAAUGGCGGGCUCGAUGGCCAGUUGGAGAUGUCCAUGAAGAAGCAGCAGCAGACCAAGAGCGACAGAGGUGGGGUUGGCAUGGGCAGCCGAGGAAGGGGGGGUGAUCAGGUGCACCCUCAGGCUCACCCCACCCCACCCCACCACCACCAUCCCCAUGACUCCCUGGGCUCUGUGGUGCACUUUGGGCGAGGGGACCCCUAUUCUCCGCACCCCCACGGCCAUCACGCCUCGCACAGUCAGCGGCCACAUCCCCAUCCACACCCUCACCUGGAGCAGAAGAAGCCACACGACCCCCCUGAACUGCCGUAUCUGAGCAAAACACCUGACAUGCAGCCUCCGCAUCAGGGCCAGCACCAGCCCCCGGCAUCUCUGCAGCUCAUGGAUUCCCCCCCAGAUGCCCCCCAGCAGGCAGCCUCUGCUCACUUGCUCCACUCAGUGCUGUCCCACACGGCCCGCGGCAAGGUGGACGGUGCGCACCACUCAAUGAUGGGUGGGGCUCCAGCAGGGGGCACCACAGAGUCCCAGCUGCAGCUUCAGUCACAGGGUUUGGAGGCGCACUAUAGUCGUGGGGGCCCGCGGCACCGGAACCCAUCCAGCCAGAACUCGGUGUCCCCCCUGGACAUGCUAGAGCGCUCUCUGUCUCAGACAUCAAGCAGGGAACCGGGUGGUGUGACAGAGAGGGCAGAAGAUGGUGCCGGUGGGGAGCGACACCACCAGCAGCAGCAGCACAUAGGGCCCGCCCACCACCACGGCCACGCCCCCCCGCACACAGAGUUGCACGACUUCCUCUCCGAACCUGAUAUGGGCUUGGUCCCCCCACCUCACCUGCACCAUCUGCCUCCACACCACCCACAUGCUCACCCCCAUCACCAGCAGCACCCCCAGCCCCAUAACCCCCACGCCCAUUCCCACCCCCACCGCAUACCCCUGAACCCUGCCCCCCCAGCACAGAGAGACCAGGACUCCCAGCUGGACCAGCUCAAAGAGCACCAGUUUGAUAGUGGUAGCCCUGCUGGGAAGUCUGGUCAGAGCCAGCAGCGCUUCAUGGCCCUUUCCUCCAUCUGCUUCCCGGACUCACUGCUGCCAGAUGAGGAGCGCUCCUUCUUCCCCAGCAUGGAGGACAUGUUCUGCCCAGAGGACUAUAAGGCCGGCUGCAGCAGGGGGGCGGCCCCUGGGCAGCCGGGGCAGGAGGGCAUUUCGGAGGGACGCAGCACACAGGAGAGCAUGGAGGGGGUGAAGGCGGGGGAGGCUGGCGGUGGCUAUGCCAUGAUGCAGCACCAUGGAGACCAGGGGUACGGGCCAUACUGCCCUGGGCUACCGGAACCCGAGACCAGCACCGUGCACCUGGACUUGGACUCACUGAAGGCUCAUGAGCUGCCCUCCACCGUUAACACGGAGCAGCUGGGUUUGAUCCAGUCACAGCCGGCCAGCUUGUCCAUGGGUGGGUCUGGGACCGGGCCGGGUGACGCCGGAGGGACUAAGAUGCUGGGAGGCACGGGGACAGAGCGGACCGCUGGGGGCAGCGGCGGGCUCACCUCGCCCAUCUUCUGCUCAUCACGGCCCAAGAAGCUGCUGAAGACCAGCUCGUUCCAGCUGCUAAAGCAGAGGCGCGACCCCAGCUCUCUGCCCAAGAAGCACUACGCCCAGGAGUAUGAGUUUGAGGACGAUGAGAACAAGGCUGACGUGCCUGCUGACAUCCGUCUCAACAGCCGGCGCCUGCCAGGGCACCUUCCCGACCUCCUGCCAGACCUGGUGUCCAGCUGCAGGAAGUCUGGUGCCGGCGCCUCCCUGGUGAGCGAUCUGGAUUUCUGCCAUCCGCCUGGGUACCCGUCCCUGGGGCCCCCUCCCCAGCUUAUACCCCAAGGCGGACCAAAGAAAAGGGGCAGGAAGCCUACCAAGCCAAAACGGGAGGGGCCCCCGAGGCCCCGAGGCAGACCCCGCAUCCGCCCCCUCCCAGAGCCCCCCCACUGCCGGGGCAUGAUGGGACUGGGCUCGGGGCCAGGGGGAGAGAUUCGGCGGGGCAGGGGGAGGGGCAGAGGGCGAGGCAGGAAGGAGGAGACGGCAGCCAUGAUGGACAUGCACGGUGUGGCUGAGGCGAAUAAAGGGAAUAGCCAGCAUUAUCAACUUCAUCAGCAUCAACAUCAGCAGCAUCAGCACCAAACAGCGAUGCAGCAGGAGCCCAUCAGACCCAUAAAGAUCAAACUGCCCAUCGCUUCCAUGCCUCCCUCCGACUCCCUAUUAAGGACCGAUUCUCUGUCCAGUAAUGACCCGGUUCUUUCUGAUGGUUCUGUUGGAUCUGCUCCAUCCCUGGGCUUGAGCCCUGGGCCCACUACUGGCCUGGACCUGAACAGAACCCAAGACAAAAUGAAGUCCAAGUCCCAAGAGAUUGUGUGGGAUGGAGACAUGGAUGAGGAGCUCCCCUCCGAGGCCUGGGCAGCCAUGCACAAGAUGUCCAGCACGGUGGAGGAGAAGCCACCAGAGAUGAAGUCUGGAUUCAUGGCCUCCUUUCUGGACUUCCUCAAAUCCGGCAAGAGGCCCCCAGACUCCGGAGCUCCAUCCGAUACUGUAGCCUCUGUAAUGGGCACCGACUCCUCCCCGAGUAAGGGUGGCAUCCGGCCACUGUCCCCCACGAUGACGCCGCAGCCUGUGCCCCCAUUUGGUGAUGGGGAUGGUGAGGGGGGGCUGUCCCUGGGUGGCUGUCCGAGCCCCUGCAAGCGGCUGGACGAGGAGCUAAAGCGGAACCUGGAGACACUGCCUUCCUUCUCCUCCGACGAGGAGGAUUCUGUCAGCAAGAAUCAAGACCUACAGAAGAGCAUCUCCUCCGCCAUCUCUGCCCUCUAUGACACCCUGCAGCCCCCGCCCCCAGCGAUGGUCCUGCCCGUCACACCUUCCCCGAGCACACCGCCGGCACAGGCCCCGCCCACCCUCAGCCCACAGCCGCCGCCACGGGGCAGCGCCCAGCCCCUGGAGCCCGCACAGCUCGAGCGGGAAGAUGUGGGGGAGAUGGCAGAGGAAGACAAGGAGGAAGAACAGGAGGAAGAUGAACAGGAAGACAGCAAGCCAGUCCAGGAGGACGAGAGCAAAUCAGCAGCCAAUACGAUGGACGGACAUGAUGAAGACGAUUUCCCAUCUGCGCCUCCUGCAGCGCCGGCUUCUGCCCCUACCUCCCCCCCAUCCCUGUCCCCAUCUCGCCCAUCGUCAUCCUCCUCAUCCUCUCCUUCCCCCCUUCCUCCCCCUCCCCUUUCUCUGCCCUCCCCCCUUCCCCGACAGGACGAAGCUCGUUCUCUGCCCUCCAGCCCCCCCCCUCCCGCUCUGCCAUCUCCCUCCCCUCCCCCACCCACGCUCCCUCCAUCUGCAACUCCGCCCCGGUCUACCUCGCCACCCCCAGCCCCAGAGCCAGCCUCACCUCCGACCCCAGAGGACCCCCCCGUGCCCCAGAUCACCUCACUACACCUAGCCAAAAAGCAGGCGGGCGCUGCCAUAGCUGGAGAAACGGAGGGCGAGGACAGCGAGAGCGGCGGCGAGGGCAUAUUCCGUGAGAGGGAUGAGUUUGUGGUCCGAACUGAAGACAUUAGUGCCCUCAAGCUCGCUCUGCAAACUGGCCGGGAACCUCCACCAAUCUGGAGGGUGCAGAAAGCCCUGCUGCAGAAGUUCACGCCUGAGAUCAAAGAUGGACAGCGACAGUUCUGUGCCACCAGCAACUAUCUUGGGUACUUUGGGGAUGCAAAAACUCGCUAUCAGAGGCUCUAUGUGAAGUUCCUGGAAAACGUCAACAAGAAGGACUACGUGAGGGUGUGUUCCCGAAAGCCCUGGCACAGACCCGCGUUAGCACUCAGACGCCAGUCCCUCCCCAAGCCAGCUGCCCCGGCCCGUAGCCAAACCCCACCCCGUGUGGAGAGAGAGGAAAAGGAGAAAGAGAAACAGCGGGAGAAGGAGAAAGAGAGGGAGAGGGAAAAGGAGAAAGAAAAACAGCGGGAGAGAGAGAGGGAAAAGCGGGAGAGGGAGAAGGAGAAACAGCGGGAAAGGGAGAAGGAGAAAGAGAGGGAAAAGGAGAAAGAGGAGGAGAGAGAGAAUGAGAAAGAGAAGAAACUGGUAGCACUCCCAGAGAAAGUAGAAAAGAGAGGUAGAGGAGUAGAACGAGGCAGAGCGAAGGAAGACAGGAAAGGAGGAGGGGAAAGGAAAGUGGAGCGCCCGGCACGCGUCCGACCCGUCAGGGUGAAGGCGGAGCCCCCGCCCAAGAAGAGGAAGAAGUGGCUGAAGGAGGUUCUCUCCUCGUCAGACUCCGAGUCGUCCCCUGACCCCCCCAGCGAGGACGAUGCGCCGCUGCUCAGGGGGGGACCCGGCAGCCGCGCCAUGCGGGAGAUGUUCCGCAGCUACGUGGAGAUGCUGGUCAGCACUGCGCUAGACCCCGACAUGAUCCAGGCCCUGGAGGACACGCACGACGAGCUGUACCUCCCACCGAUGAGGAAGAUUGACGGCAUCCUGAAUGAGCAGAAGAGGAGGCUGCUCAGGAGGGUCAACAUGAGCUCGCAGCACCAGGAAGCCCUGCACUGCUUCCCCCAGAUGACAGCCGACCCCCUGGACGCGGGAGCUGUGAGGGUUCGCCUCGGUGGCGACGGCUACAACCGCAAGACCCUGAACCGCAUUAAGAGGAGCGUCGGCAAGCAGCAGGACCUUAAGCUGUCGACAGAGACGUGUCGCAUCUACAGCCUGUAUCACUCGCUGCAUCAUUACAAAUACCAUACGUUCCUGCACUGUAAGAGAGAGACGGAUAGCAUCGAGCAGGCGGCAGAGGACCCCGGGCAGGAGGAAGUGGUGCAGCAGUGCAUGGCCAACCAGGGCUGGCUGGAGAGCCUCUUCAACUCCUUCCUGGAGCUGCUCACCCUCAGCGCCAAGGUCUGAGGGCUCCGGCCGGGAGCAGGGCAUGAGGAAGGGGACCCCGGGAAGGGCAGUUAGACAUUUUCUCCACCUUAUCCCCAACAGGGCUGUGGCCUGUAAAUAAUAAAUGUCUCCCCAGCAUCCCGUUAGCAAAGGGCCCGAUCGUGGCUCUGGGGAUGUGGGGGGGUGGGGAGGGAGGGAGAAGGGCCCUGUCUGUGAGCACUGAGCCAUCCUGGUCAGGGUGCAGACACUCCUACGAAGGGGCCUGGACUGAGACCAUGGCAUGCACCACUGCGUUUGUCCUGAGGGGGGCGACAGUGUGUCAGACGGAUGAAGGAGUGGGAAUGUCACCUGAGAUGGUGAUUUGGAUGGAGCUCAUGGCUGUGAAGAGUUUGGCGUGAUCUUUAUACAGGCAUAGGCAGUUAGUGAUGUUAUAUAUGAACAAAUUUUAAAAAGUAUAUAUAUAUAUAUGUAUGUAUAUGUAUGUGUGUGUGUAUA